Messenger RNA from Brassica rapa (field mustard), 3588 nucleotides. RefSeq lists its product as uncharacterized. The record is from RefSeq and is a predicted model, not a curated record. NCBI's taxonomy places the organism in Eukaryota, Viridiplantae, Streptophyta, Magnoliopsida, Brassicales, Brassicaceae.
AAACUAUAAAACACAAACACUACAAAAAAAAGGAUAUAUUGUGACUACAUCUUGAGACGAACGGUUAUAUACUUAUCCAUUUGAUAUCAUAUAAUUUGUAGACUAAAUUUGAGUGGGAUGCCUCAAUUGGAAAUCUUGUUAAAGAAAACUUUGAUCAACUUGCCGCUACCCGUCUCAAAGGAAUGGUUAGUCUCGCAAAGUCAAAUGGAGAAAAACCUGAUUGGAUUUUGUCUGAUUACUGGAGGGUAAUGUCUGAGUAUUGGAGAACAUCAAAGGCCAAAGAUAAAAGUGAGAAAGCUCGGGCUUCUCGUCUAUCUAGACGUGAUGGUUUAGGUGUACACCGACACAGAGCAGGCUCACGUUCUUAUGCAAAAGUUCAGGAUGUUUUGGAGGCAAACAAUGAAGACUCUUCUUUCAUUGCUGUGCUGAAAAAAACACACCAGAAAUCUGAUGGAACUUAUGUUGAUGAAAGAGCUCGACUAAUUGCUGAGAAAUUUGAUGAAUGUGUUCAAGAACGCUUGUCUGAAAUGGAAAAUUCUAGUGGAGAGGAUUUGACAAUAGACAAUCUCACCCUUGAAGAGAAAAAUGAAAUCUAUUCUAAGAUUGUUGGAACAUCAAAACAAGGUCGUGUAUUUGGACUUGGGUCACUCCAAAGAGGUGUUUUAAUGCCUUUAGAGUCUUCGACGGGUUCUCCACUAGGUAGUGCAGAUGUGGAGACAAUAACUCAUCGAGUGGGAGAGCUUGAAGCUGAAUUGCAAAAGAGUCAUGAUGAGUAUGAAGACCUUAAGAAACGAAUUGAAGCUGUGGAGGCUUUCUGCUUCAACACAAACUAGUGUGGCUAUGGUGUUAUUUCUGGUUUUGGUUUUUGGUGUUAUUUUAUUGGUUUUUAGUUGCUUUAUUCACUUGCUAUGAUUUUUUUCAUUUAAAUUUCUGUUCAAGUUUAAACUAUAUUUAUAAUUUUUUAAUGUUAUGGAAUUUUUAUUUUCAAUAAUUUGUCUUUAUCAGAUUUUUUUUUUUGGAAAAAUAAUUAUCAAAAGUACGUUGUAAUAUAGCUAAUAUUUACAGAAUAUUUAUAAAAAUAAAAAUAUAUGGAUAUAAAUAUAAUUCCGUAAGAUUGUGACUAAUUUAAUAAAAGUAAUCACUACAACUUUUACAUCUAAAUUAGUAGCUAAUUAAGAUGGAUUUGUGAUGUUUUUUUAGUGAAGAAUUGUGACGGAUACGUGACAAAAUAUAAGUAUCUAAUUAAGACUGAUUUGUGACAAAAUUCCUGACAAUUUGAGUGACAAAACUAGACUGUUUAGUGACUACGUAUCGGUCCUCAGUUGUGACGGAACUGUUACUCAUUUUCAGUGACAAUACAUAACAUAUCUGUGACUGCAAAUUAGUAGCAAAAUUAGACUGUUUAGUGACUAUGUAUUAGUCCUUAGUUGUGACGAUUGGAGACCAAUGUUUCGUCGCACCGAGUUACGAAAAUGAGACGGUGUAAUGGUCACAUAAAAUGACGGUUUUGUGACAUGAUUAUUAGUUGCUAAUUGUGGCUGUUUUGUCACUUACAUAUAUCGUCACGACUUGUGUCGGACUUGUUACGGUCUCAAUACGUUGCAAAAUUGUUACGUUUUUGAUACCAAAAAAAAUUUGUGACGAUUGUAUUGCAACCGUUUGCAAACAGUUACAAAUACGUCACAAUGUCAAUAUUAAGACGAAAUAUUUUUUAUUGUGACAAAAUAUUUCGUAACAAUACACUCAUUUUCUUGUAGUGAAAUAAUUAUAAUGAGAAAGCUAACGGUAGAUAAUUAUCCAAGCUAAUAUAGGAGGAAUCCUAACAGAUGACCAAGUAACUAUCUUUCUACCAACAUCGCUUAUGUGUACCUGGUGAGAACCGUUAGCUUCAGGGGGUUAGUGGCCUUGGCUUGCGUGAGCAAUAAGCAUAAUCUGAGUUUUCAUAACCUGCAACGAAUCCAGGACCUUACAUCAACAGGUUCACAAAGUUAUAAAUUAUUUUUGCAAGUAAGGUUUAAACUAAACCUUGAGAUUGCUUGGGUUUUGAGCUGCCACAACAGCUGCAAAGCCUGCAAUUGCUGCCCUAGCUUUGAUCUCCACGUCAGAUCAUUCUUCUUGGAGUUCACAGUUUGACGAUGUAAGUGAUUGGUGGUCUUCUCCAUACCGCGUUCAUGGUCUUCAUGUCUUCUCUCAAGCUCAAGAGAAGCCAUGUUUCAAAACUAAACCCAAGAAUCUCACUAUUCGUUCAAAAUUGUCAACUCCACAACAAAGGUAUAUUCAGUUUUCACCUUCCUUUGCUAACUUCUUCUCGAAAAGUCCGCCGUAAUCUCCAUGGCUCAGUCCAAUUUAGCUUUAGCCUUGGCUAUCUUGCCGUUAAGAACAGUUGUCGCCGCUGAUGGCUUCUGUCUAUCUUCAGCUAGCCUCUAGACAUCCGACCUUAUCUGAUCAAGCUCAGCUGCGGUUCCAUUGACCACACGGGCUUCUGCCUCUGUCCUCAGCGAAGUCUGGUAAACAUCAUUUGCCUUAGCUUCUCUCUUGGGGGUUGUUUCAGCAGAAGUAGACGACGACUACAGAUUUGUAGGUGGAGAGAUGAAAUUUUCUGGUGUAUUUCAUGGCCAUGGAUGUAUCUUCUUCAGAUUAGGUUAUUUUAAUUUAGGAUGAAUUUAGGUUUAGAGAUAUAGUUUUAUAUAGGAGAAAAUUGAGGAGAGGUGAAACAAAACAUUCAAGAAUAGCUUUAAGAUCAUUAUUGAUUGAGAAAGUUAACUAAGAAAAAAAAAUCAGACAUUGGAGAAGAUGAAGUGGAAGAGUCGGGGAGAGACGUUUGGAGACGAUACAGUUUCUAGGCAUAGGCUGAGUUGGGCCAGAUAGAAAUUUGAAAAAACCCCAUGGCCCAAUUUGAACCAACUCGUUGCUGACAUGGCCGAACGCUGCUUUCUUACUGAUGAAUUUCUAGUCCGACGUGGACCAUCUUAGAAGGUUUAAUAUUUGUCUUUUUAGUAUAGUUUAGAUAGCCUAUAUAUAGGUGGGUUGGGUGUUGGUUAUUGACAAUUAUGAGAAGAUAUAGGUUAGUUGUACGUAUGAUGUUGGAAUCGCGAAUUCAGCAAAACAAACUAGAAUUUUUUAAAGUACAUUAACUAAUUAUUGCAUAUGAAUACGAUUUCAUGGUGAAACAAACUUAUAGAUUUCAUGGCAACGCGUCAUUGUUAAUAAUAUUAUAUAUACAUCGAUAUUUAUUUGAAAUCAAGCAUAAUUACCAAUUUUAGUUUUAUAAAUGUAAUAAUUGAACUUAUUGUGGUAUAAAAAUAUUUAUAUACAUUAGACACUGUAGAUACUUCGUAAAUAUAAAACUUAUUACAUGUUUGUAUUUGGUGAGAAAGAUAAUCCUAAUCAUAAGAAAUUAUAUAUAUAUAUAUAUAUAUAUAUAUAUAUAUAUAUAGCUUUCUUUUAACUUUUGUAUCUAUGAAUAUAAAUAUGUAUGAUUUUUUUACCAUAAUUAGAAUGCUUAUCACAAAGUAACAUGUCAAUUUUCCCAGCGAACAUAUAAUUUGUCAAAAAAAAGUAACACGUCAACGUAAUCAUCCAAAUGAA